This is a messenger RNA of Dentiscutata erythropus, 278 nucleotides long. The record is from the annotation of a GenBank genome assembly. Lineage: Eukaryota; Fungi; Glomeromycota; Glomeromycetes; Diversisporales; Gigasporaceae.
AAGGAAGCAGUUCAACAGAUGAAUUAUUAAUAGAAACCCCACUUAGAGAAUCCUUUGUAAAUCUUGAAGAAAUUAUUAUCUCUGACAAAUAUUCAAAUAAUUCAUCAGAAUCGUACCCUGACCAAUCAGAUAUUCAGUCUCAGGAUUCAGACGACGAUAGCGCAGUAUUGGUUAUUCAGAAAAAUUCAAAGCAAAUAUUAAAAAAUGAGGUUUAUAAAUUUCCAACUUCAAGUCAUAAUACAAAAUUAAUUAGCGAAUAUUCAAAUAAGAAUUUUUAA